Molecule: messenger RNA, 2026 nt
Organism: Cuscuta europaea
Lineage: Eukaryota; Viridiplantae; Streptophyta; Magnoliopsida; Solanales; Convolvulaceae
Source: the annotation of a GenBank genome assembly
CCAGUCCAAUUAGAAAAUCACAUGCCUAAAUCUGGAAUAACCUAACUCUUCGUUGUAUCAAUUCAUCUCUCUCUGCCGCUCAUCUCUCAGCCAGCCGGCCGUACGGCUAUCUCCGUUCCCAUCUCCUGCCGUGCCGGGAGGUUAUUGCCGUACCGUUGUUCAUCGUCACCGGAUUCAUCUCAAACCACAAUCCACAAUCCAAUGGCGAAAGAUAAUAGAACCUUCUCUGUGAAGCCUAAGCUCAAACCCACCGCUCGCAAGUCUACAUCGACUCCAGAAUUCAAAUACUGGAAAUCAUUCAAAGCCCCAAAGGAACUCCCGUCCCAAACCCCAGGCUCCACUAUCACCUCCAUCUCAUUCUCACCAACAUCUCCUUACGACUUCGCCGCCACCCAUUCUGCUUCUGUAUCCAUUUUCUCCGCCCAGACUUUUGAACGCAAGACCAUAUCUUCCGCCUUCAAAGACACUGCCACGUCCGCUACUUUCCGCUCCGACGGUCGCCUCCUUGCCGCAGGUGACAUUUCCGGUGCCGUUCACGUCUUCGACCUCAAAUCCCGAGUCCCGUUGCGUCGCCUCCGCGGCCACUCGCGUCCUGUUCAUGUCGUCCGCUAUCCCCGGACGGACAAGCUCCACCUCUUCUCCGGUGGAGAUGACGCCAUCGUCAAGUACUGGGACGUCACCACUGAGGCUCAAAUUGGUGAUCUUUUAGGCCAUAAGGACUACGUCAGGUGCGGCGACUCCUCUCCUGUAAGCGAUGACAUGUUUAUUUCUGGAUCGUACGAUCAUACUGUCCAGGUUUGGGACGUCAGGGUGAAGAACUCGGGUUCUGUUAUGAAAAUUAACCACGGGAAUCCGGUAGAGGAUGCAAUUUACUUACCUUCCGGCGGAUUAGUUGCAACUGCUGGUGGAAAUUCUGUUAAAAUUUGGGAUAUCAUAGGUGGUGGGAAAUUGCUUCACACUAUGGAGAGUCACAACAAGACUGUAACAUCUCUUUGCGUUGGUAGGAUUGGCAAAGAAACAGGAGAAGAAGCAAAUCAAUAUAGAAUUUUGAGCGUUUCCUUAGAUGGGUACAUGAAAGUUUUUGAUUAUUCCAAGUUCAAAAUCACAUACUCAAUGAGAUUCCCAAAUCCCCUAUUAUCAGUUGCCUUCUCACCUGAUUGCUCCACGAGGGUGAUCGGGUCAUCAAAUGGGAUUCUUUAUAUUGGGAAAAGAAAGCCCAAAGGUGGUCUUGCCAAUGAAGAGCCCUUGAGUUUUAUGGCUGACCAACCACGAAGCCAGUCAUUAAAACCAACUUAUUUCAGAUACUUCAGGAGAGGACAGAAUGAGAAACCAUCAGAAGGGGAUCAUAUGGUAUUGAGGAGGAAGACAGCUAAAUUAGCAGAGCAUGAUAAGUUCUUGAAUAAAUUUAUGCAUAAAGAAGCACUAUUAGCUGCCUUAAAAGCAAAGAAACCAGAAUAUGUGGUAGCUGUUAUGGAAGAAUUGGUGAUCAGGCAGAAACUGCUGAGAUGUGUCUCAAAUUUGGAGGGAGAGGAGGUUGGUUUGCUGCUGAGGUUCCUUCAAAGGUGCUUGACAACGCCCAAAUAUGCCCGGUUUUUAAUGCCAUUGACCAAUAAGGUGAUUGAGUUAAAGGUUGAAGAUAUUAAGGCAAGUGAGGCACUGAAGAAGCACAUUACAAACUUAAAGAGAGAUGUUGAGGAGGAAAUUAGAAUACAACUGAUGUUGCAAGAGAUACAGGGUAUGGUUUCCCCCUUGUUAAAGAUUGCUGGAAGAAGGUGAAAAAGUGCUAUCCAACACCCCAAUGUAUUUUGCUUCAACUAGUUUUUUUCUUUUCUUUUUAUUAAAGUUUUAAUUUAAACUGAGAGUGAUAUGAUCAAAAUAUUGCUUAGUGUACCAUGCUAGACUUUUUGACACUAAUUAUGCUAUUUUUUUGUUUCUGCUAUCUUGGUUGUAGAGUAUUAUGUUCUUAAAUUGUGUUAUGGAAAUGGAGCCUAUUUGGCUCAUGGUAUGCUCUUUUACUUGGUGCCUG